Folsomia candida is the source of this 4152-nucleotide messenger RNA. RefSeq names its product cytochrome P450 2C9. Lineage: Eukaryota; Metazoa; Arthropoda; Collembola; Entomobryomorpha; Isotomidae. Gene Ontology annotation, biological process: xenobiotic metabolic process. The transcript has 10 exons. Gene Ontology annotation, cellular component: cytoplasm; intracellular membrane-bounded organelle. Gene Ontology annotation, molecular function: iron ion binding; oxidoreductase activity, acting on paired donors, with incorporation or reduction of molecular oxygen, reduced flavin or flavoprotein as one donor, and incorporation of one atom of oxygen; heme binding. Bases 2535 to 4037 code for a protein of 500 amino acids. The record is from RefSeq and is a predicted model, not a curated record.
CAAAAGGUCAGUGAUCGAAGGACCGUCGUUCCAGUGGCGACAUUUCAGCUGCCGGAAUUGAGCAGUCAGCCUGGAAAUUCUAGAAUAUCUGCUCCCCCAAUGUCUCACACACUCGAUACACACCCACCAAUUUACGCCAGGGUGAUUAAAGCAAGAACUCCAAUCUCGUACGAUUCACAAGCUCUCACUCUUAAACUUGACGACAUUAUUCGGAUAACGAGGAGAAGCCAUGGGCAAGGCGUCGGCGAAAUAUUGGGCACAGACAAGCAAGGAACGUUCCCACUAACUCACGUGGAAACAUUGCGUCCUCAGGAUCUGGACAAAUACAUUAAAGACAAUUCAUAAGGUGAAGAAAGGGUAGUGGAAAAAUACCAAAUUUCAUCAACACUCACUGACCAUGAACUUGAGAUUUGAGUGACAAAAAGUUUACGAGGGACACAAGUAUUACUGUGUUAUCUAAGUACAUAUAUCUGAUGGCAUUUCAUACCUGAAAAACUAGAAUUGCAUAGUUUUAUUCGUCUCUAUAGGUGUAUAAUAAUCUUGUUGCGUUUUUUAGUAUACUGCUUUUUUGUAGGUUGCAUAACCAUGUAAGGGGAGAGGUUGUGAGGGUGGCAAUACCGGCUUUUGAUGCCAUUUUGUUUAUUUGUAGUCACUGAUAACACUCUGAUAACAUGUACUAAUCGUAAGAUCCCCAGCUAGUUUUUAUUCAUGCCUAGGUACACCCGUCACACCCACUCAAAGGCACGAAAAACACGAGAAAAUCCGCUUUUCAGUUCAAAUCAUAACCGAAAUCCAAUUUUACUCUGAUUUUAAAAUUUGUGUAUUUUCUUGAUCAUAGAUGGCUACUUUAUGAUGCCCAACAUCAAAGUCAACUUUUUUUAAGUUUUGAUCUUUUUAAAUAUCUGCAAAUUUCGAAAACAUUUCAUUUCAUUUCGAUAUAAUAAAACAACUAUCUAGUACCAGGAAAAUUCGAAAAUUAUAAAAAUUCUAUAUAUCAAAAUUGAACAAAGGUUUGCUAAAAUACGCCGCUUUUAGUACUUGUAAUUCCUUAGAGUGGGUGUGGCGGGGGCCACAUGGGGUGAACCCUCCUUCCCCUUUUGUACUCUCACCCAGUACUCCAACAUAAAUUGGGUACUGCCAACCUCACAACCUCUCCUCCUCAUAAGAAAGGCUUCGUGUAUACCAUAUCCUGAUGAGAUGAUGAUUGUUGUGUGUACAUUUUACACAUCUCCAGCUAUUUUUCCUCGUUACUAGGUUAAAACUUAACUUUUUUGCACUCACUUGGGCAGUACCACAUAGAAUGUCUGAUUACAACUUCUUGUGUGAUAACAGCUUCUCACAUACAUCUAGGUAGGUAAAGGUAGCCAUACUGAUAUGACAAUAAUGGCUUGAAAUAUCUAUAUGUUGUCCCUUAUGUCCCCCUUUCAUGCAUGCUCCAGGCAAUUAUGACCUUUAUUAUAGCGUGACCAUCCCCAUCAUCCUGAGGAGGAUAGUUUGACGAUCUAAAGCACACUUACGAAUAUAAUUAUGACUUCACUCCUCUUACGAUUAGAUUUGUUGUGCUUUUGCGAUUUUGUAAACGAUGGAUGGUUGUUUGUAUUUACUACUUUCAAUCUUUUAAGCGAAUGCGAUUUCUUUAAAUGUGCGAUAUAAAUAUCGUAAUGGACUACAUCGCAGUAAACAGGUUAUAAAAUCACGCAAGAAAAACGCUUAAUGUCAAACUCAUGCCUACGUAUUAGUUAUUGACUUUAUGCUUCUUCUAGCAGUGUAAAUUUGGCAUGCAACGCUAGAUCAUUUGAUAUCUUUGUUGGGUGCAUUUUGUAAAAAUUUAUCAUUCCAGUUCAACAUUCUCUAAUUUUACGCAGUACAUUUAACUCUCUGACUCUGUCGUUUAAGUUAGUUUAAUAAUUUAAAUUAAAGUUAACCUUUUGCUAAUUCCUAACCCAAGUAUUGUAACAUUUUAUUCCAAGUCCAUUUCUGUAAUCUAAUUUGAAGGAACAUUUUCCUCAUUCCGUUAAGUCAGGUAUAAAAAGGGUGCAAUGUUUAUUCUCAUGCGAUUGUCUUGUUAGUUUUGAGCCAUUCUAAUUAUCUUUCCUGACCAAUCCAAUUAUAAAUUUGUCUGAGUUUUCCUAAUGUAAAAUAUAUUGACUUGAAACCACAACCAAGUGUCCUGGCCCAAUUAUAUUUUAUUGCGCAAGUUUUAAUUCCUGCACAUCCACGACAUUACCACUGGGGGCCUCUUGAACUCACCCACCAAAAUUCCAUAUCCGUGGGAAUCGUCACCCAUCAAUCUAUUUUACACACGUUGCAGUAAUGCUCAGGACUGAACACUCGUACCAAAUUUCCUUAUGUAAAUACAUUAAAUCACACCUUGAUAUUCAGAGUGGAUCUAGCCAAACCUGUCAUUGUGUCUCAAACUAAGUUUCAGUAAACAACUUUUUAUAUGCGUGACUUUUUUUUUUACAUGAGACAUAUUUAGCUCUAGUAAGUUGAUCGCUUACUACCAUUAAUAUAAAUUUCCACAAUUUUUUAAAAUGUUAGUGGAAUUUGUACUACUUGUAUCAUGCAUAUUUGCAUACCUCUUUUGGAAGGAUAACUACUCCGUAGCAAAACGACCCCCAGGACCAACUCGACUUCCCAUAAUUGGCAAUCUUCAUCAAAUGGCAUUGACAGGAAAAAAAUUGCCAUUUGAAGCGUUUGAUGUCCUGUCCAAAACUUACGGGCCACUGUUCAGCAUCAAAAUGGGAAUGAAGGAAGCUGUUGUUGUCACAUCUUUCGAAGACAUGGCAAUUCUUCUCGCCAAAGAUGAAACGGCUGGUCGAGUACUCGAGGAGUUUAUCGCGGAUCGGAGCUUCAAAGAGGAAUUGGGGGUUCUCUUCAGCAAUGGCGAAAUGUGGAAAUCUGUCCGUCGCUUUACCAUCCGUACCUUGAGGGACUUUGGGUUUGGGAGAAAGAGCUCGUUGGAGUCCAUGAUGAGUGAAGAGCUCCGUCACUUCGUGGAUAAGAUCAAGACUGAUGCGAAGGCCAGUGGCAACUCGUCCGUGUAUGUCUACACAUUUUUUAACCUUAGUCUCGUCAACGUCAUCUGGAGCAUGGUUGCUGGGAAGACGUUCAGCUAUGAUGAUGAACGGCUCAUCAAAUUCAUUGAAAUGAAUGAAGGUCUCUUCAAAGCUGGGAACUUUGGGUCGGACAUUUCCGUCGCAUUUCCAUUCCUCCGGCAUAUGUUCCCCAAUGCGACAAAUGCCAACCUGUUUAAGGCAGGAUUUGCCGAGUUUCAUGAGUAUUUUAGGGAGAUCAUUGCAGAACAUAAAGCAAGACCGGACUACGGAACAAAUCCGGACAGUUUUGUGGACGUUUUUCUCGCUAAAAUCGACGAAAUGAAUGAGACCGACCCGUCCGAAGGUUUUUACACACAUGAUCAACUGCUCAUAGUGAUGAUAGAUCUAUUCAUGACUGGGACGGAAACACUGAAUGGGGUUCUGAGCUUUGGUCUUCUAUUUUUGAUUCUUAACCCCGAAGUGCAAGCCAAAGUGCAGAAGGAAAUUGAUGCAGUUGUCCCGCAUGGAGGUGAAGUUCUGUUUGAGCAUAAACAAAAAAUGAUCUACGUCCAAGCCACAAUCAUGGAAAUUUUGAGACUUGGUAACAUUGUGCCCGUUAUACCUCCAAGAAAAGUCAUGCAAGAUUUUACCUACAAAGGAUACACAUUUCCAAAGGACACGACCAUAAUUCCCAACCUGCACUCGGUAUUCGUCAACGAAAAGUACUGGGAUGAUCCGAAGGCAUUUCGUCCGGAACGUUUCAUCGAUUCCAACGGCGAGUUGUGCAACAUGUCAAAGUUUUCGCCGUUCGGAUUUGGGAAGCGAUUCUGCCUCGGAGAGACGCAAGCAACUCCAGCAAUCUUCCUCUACUUUACGACUCUUGUGCAACAGUUUGAAUUUUCCAAGAUGGAGAAUCAACCAGAUCCAACCACAGAUCCGUCACCGGGGUUCACACUCAGUCCCACACCGUUCCAUAUGAAAGUGAAAGCUCGAUACUGAUCUUUUUAGGGAUGUAGAUAAUUUUAGGAAUAUGUAUGGGACUCAUUGUGGGUAUUGUAAUACUUAAGGUUUAUUACGAAUUGAUUUCCAAUAACAAUUUACUGAUUGUCUUUUA